Molecule: messenger RNA, 1419 nt
Organism: Syzygium oleosum
Lineage: Eukaryota; Viridiplantae; Streptophyta; Magnoliopsida; Myrtales; Myrtaceae
Product: geranylgeranyl pyrophosphate synthase 7, chloroplastic-like
Exons: 1
Coding region: 155-1270 (371 amino acids)
Biological process (GO): isoprenoid biosynthetic process
Molecular function (GO): prenyltransferase activity
Source: RefSeq, a predicted model, not a curated record
GCCGCAGGGAAUAUUGAGAAGACCUAUGUUUGGGCGCUCCAAACAGCAUCUUCCCAGUCCUCCUCUUCUUUUAUAAUUAGUAGCAAAGAUUAACAGAAACACCAAAGAUCAACACAUUGGUGUUCUUCCAAACUCCAAACUUCAUCUCACUGCAAUGGCCCUCUCAUCUAGCAUCACUUGCCAUGAAAACUCUUCUCUUGCUCGCCAUUUCGUUCACGGCGUCAAUAAUUGUAGUUUCUCUAGAUUGCACCACUCUCUCCGACUCAGUAGUUUGAGAUUUCCGGCGAACGUCCGGGCCGUCCACGUGGAGAAUCCGUCGACGGUGCAACAGUCUCUAGCCCGAGAUUUAGUUCUUCCCAAGGAAGGACACGACCUUCUUUUGCCAUUCCAAUUCGACCACUACAUGGCCACAAAGGCCAAGCUAGUGAACCAAGCCCUAGACAUGGCAGUCCCUUUGCAACACCCUCUAAAGAUCCAUGAAGCAAUGAGGUACUCCCUCCUUGCUGGCGGGAAGCGCGUCCGGCCGAUCCUCUGCCUGGCCUCGUGCGAGCUCAUCGGCGGUGACGUGUCCUCCGCGAUGCCAAUGGCAUGCGCGGUCGAGAUGAUCCACACCAUGUCGCUCAUCCACGACGACCUCCCCUGCAUGGACAAUGAUGACCUCCGCCGCGGGAAACCCACCAACCACAAGGUGUUCGGCGAGGAGACUGCAGUCCUCGCAGGAGACGCCCUCCUCUCGCUGGCCUUCGAGCACGUGGCGGCCAGGAUGGACCCCGAUGUCCCCGCCGACAGCCUCGUCCGGGCCAUCGCCGAGCUCGGCUUGGCCGUUGGGUCCAAGGGACUCGUGGCGGGGCAGAUAGUGGACAUCGCGAGUGAGGGGAAGGAGAUCAGCUUGGGGGAGCUGGAGUACAUCCACAUCCACAAGACGGCGAAGCUCUUGGAGGCGUCGGUUGUGUGCGGCGCGAUCGUCGGUGGGGGGAAUGAGAGCGAAGUAGAGAGGGUGAGGAAGUAUGCGAGGUGCAUAGGGCUGCUGUUCCAGGUGGUGGACGACAUAUUGGACGUGACCAAAUCGACCCAAGAGCUGGGCAAGACCGCCGGGAAAGACUUGGCAAGCAAUAAGGCAACGUAUCCAAAGCUAAUGGGGAUCGAGAAGGCCAUGGAAUUCGCCGGCGAAUUGGUGAAGAAAGCCAUUGAAGAGCUUGUUCAUUUCGAUGCUGCAAGAGCAGCGCCUUUGUUGCAUUUAGCAAAUUAUAUCGCCACUAGACACAAUUAAAUUUUUGAGGACCACGCAUAUGAUGCGCCACUUUCUAUUCGAUCUCGUCCAGGAUGUACUAUGUAAUUGUACGUACAUGUGUCGGGGUGCUACAAGAUUGGUUUCUCUUCUUCGUAUUGCAAGUAAAUUAAAUCUUGUGCUUUAUGAUC